This is a messenger RNA of Durusdinium trenchii, 723 nucleotides long. The record is from the annotation of a GenBank genome assembly. Lineage: Eukaryota; Dinophyceae; Suessiales; Symbiodiniaceae.
AUGCUGGAGUUGGAUGGGGGGCAUCUUAUGGGUGCUUGGUGGCUGAGCUGCCAGGCACAUCCAUGCCCUUUCCCCUUGGCCAACACCAUGAGUCGGCCGAUGCGUGCGCGGCGGGUCAUUGAUGCUGCACGUUUGGUGGAGGCCCCCUUCCUCACCGGCCCACCGGCCGCCUUCCUCAGCGGCCGCUGGCGGGGCGAUGCGCUGCGGCUCGCGGGGCGCGAGGCGCACCCCAGCGCCGAGGCGGAGCGGGCGCAGGACCUCUGUUGGGUUCUUGUAGUGCAAGGGGAAGAGCUUGCAGGCGUCGGCUUCACCACCUGGCCCGCGGCGCACGUGCUGUGCGGCGCCGCCGGGCGGACGUGGCAUCGCCUCGUGGGGCGCGUGGCGGAAGGUGGCACCUUUCAGCUGGAGCUCACCUGGGAAGACGUGGUGGCCUCGCGCCGCCCCUCAGAGCCGCUGAGUGAGCAGCAACGCUGCGGCGGAAGAUUGUGCUGCCAGAUCAAUGGCCGUGUUUGGUGGGAUGACCGACAUGGGCAAUUCCUUUUGGCCGGGCUCUGGCAGGACGAGGAAGGCGUCUCUGGUGCCUUGCUGAUGUCGCAAGAGCCCAACGCCUGCGCUGGACGAUGGGAGGGCAGUUCCAAGCGCUACGUCUUGGCGGUGGACCCCGCGCAAAAGCCUGAAGCCUUCGGCAUGGUCCUUGGUAACAGUGCUGAUGGCCAGUUGUGA